AUGUUCCACCAUCCACCUCCCCGGCCCAUCCCAAAACUUAAAUUCCGUGCAAUAAUUUCUCUCCCCAACAAUCAAGAACAACCGCAGUCCCUCAACAACAUUGCUCAACUGCCGCCACGUGAAAAGUCUUUGCGAACCCUUGACACUCCGCACGACGAGAUAAAAGCCGUCGCCCAGCGUAUAUGCCAAUCUCUGUCGAUGGUCAAUGUCGAGAACGGGAAAGGUAUCCUCACCUUCAAUCUCGAUGGCUUCGGCAAUGUCAUGCUGUAUUACGGCGAUAAGACCACCCAUGCUCAUGAGGUCAAGGCGGUGGCGGGGACUCGUGAGUUGUUAAGUAAUGUUAGAUCUGAAAUGUUGCUUGGAUGCUUUGCAGCUGCCAAGGAGUUGGCCGCAGCGCUGCUUAGCAGAGAGAUGAAAAUUGCAGUUGACAAGAUAGUGGAGAGCAUGAUGGUUGGCUUGAAUAGUAAAGAAUUUGACAUCGACAGCGUUGGUGGAUGGAAUCUACCGCCAAGGGAAACGCAACAGGUCUAUAGGCGCGAAGGCUCUACAGGGUGCUACUGGCUGAGGAUUGGCGACAUGCGAAAUGAGAACCAAUCGCUAUAA
This is a messenger RNA of Letharia lupina, 603 nucleotides long. RefSeq lists its product as uncharacterized. Bases 1 to 603 code for a protein of 200 amino acids. The transcript has 2 exons. The record is from RefSeq and is a predicted model, not a curated record. Lineage: Eukaryota; Fungi; Ascomycota; Lecanoromycetes; Lecanorales; Parmeliaceae.